GUGAUCAUAAUUGUAUAAUCUUGACCUUAUUAUAUUUAAUUAAUAAAUAUUUUUAAUUAAUUAGCUAAUACUUGAAUUUUAAAAUUUGACACCUAAAAAUUGAAUUGUGACAGAGUUACCACUUGACUUUUGAUUUUCCCCUAAAAAGUUUAAGGAAAAUGCAGUACUUCUUUUGUUUGCGGCCCACUAGGCCUGAAACAGUGUAAAAGCCUUAUUCUCUGGGCUCAAAAGAUUAAUCAGGCCCAUUGCUAUCUACUAGGGUGUUCAGCCCUAGGGUUUCGCCAUUUUAUAAGAACUGGCGCUACAUUUCAUUUACAGAACUCGAGAGAAAAACCCUAGACCACAAUUCCCAGUGAAGUCAGCCGCAGAAGCAGCUACAAUGGUGAAGUAUUCGAGAGAGCCCGAUAAUGCCACCAAAUCCUGCAAAGCCAGGGGAUCUGAUCUCCGAGUUCAUUUCAAGAAUACCAGGGAGACUGCUCAUGCCAUCAGAAAGCUUCCCUUAACAAAAGCCAAAAGGUACUUGGAGGACGUCUUGGCCCACAAGCAAGCCAUCCCUUUCACUCGCUUUUGUGGAGGUGUUGGGCGAACUGCUCAGGCAAAGAACAGACAUUCUAAUGGACAGGGACGUUGGCCUGUUAAAUCUGCUACUUUCAUCCUGGAUUUAUUGAAGAAUGCCGAAAGUAAUGCUGAGGUUAAAGGCUUGGAUGUGGAUGCACUCUACAUUUCUCACAUUCAGGUGAACCAGGCUCGGAAGCAAAGACGUCGCACAUACCGAGCUCAUGGAAGAAUAAACCCUUAUAUGUCAUCUCCUUGCCAUAUUGAAUUGAUCUUAUCUGAAAAAGAAGAGCCCGUGAAAAAGGAGCCUGAGUCACAGUUGGCAACUAGCAAGUCCAAGAAGGCUUGAGAUUGACCUUGAGAUACUUGAGUUUAAUGGACUAUCAUACAGUGUUUAAGCUUGUUUUGAAGCCUAGUACUUUUGAAUUUUUUAUUGGAGACAAGUUUCUUAAUUUUAAAAGAUACUUCUAUUUUAGUGGAUUCGGAUUUGUCACAUGGUUA
Molecule: messenger RNA, 1056 nt
Organism: Olea europaea var. sylvestris
Lineage: Eukaryota; Viridiplantae; Streptophyta; Magnoliopsida; Lamiales; Oleaceae
Product: 60S ribosomal protein L17-2
Exons: 7
Coding region: 380-904 (174 amino acids)
Biological process (GO): cytoplasmic translation
Cellular component (GO): ribosome; cytosolic large ribosomal subunit
Molecular function (GO): structural constituent of ribosome
Source: RefSeq, a predicted model, not a curated record